Messenger RNA from Colletotrichum scovillei, 1559 nucleotides. RefSeq lists its product as uncharacterized. Gene Ontology annotation, cellular component: glycosylphosphatidylinositol-N-acetylglucosaminyltransferase (GPI-GnT) complex. NCBI's taxonomy places the organism in Eukaryota, Fungi, Ascomycota, Sordariomycetes, Glomerellales, Glomerellaceae. The record is from RefSeq and is a predicted model, not a curated record. Gene Ontology annotation, molecular function: phosphatidylinositol N-acetylglucosaminyltransferase activity. The coding region runs from base 111 to 1559 and encodes 482 amino acids. Gene Ontology annotation, biological process: GPI anchor biosynthetic process. The transcript is spliced from 2 exons.
UUUCUAUUUGCGACUACAAAUCUUGUCCCGCGAGUUCACGAUUGACAACCUGCAAUGCUUCAACAUCAUUCCUCUAGGUGACCACCGCUCGCGCCGAGCAUAUAGACAACAUGGCUCGAACAUACAAUAUCGCUAUGGCUAGCGACUUCUUCUUCCCACAGCCAGGAGGAGUCGAAAGUCACAUUUACCAGCUGUCCACGAAGCUCAUCGAUCGAGGCCACAAAGUCAUCAUCAUUACCCACGCUUAUAAGGGUCGCACCGGUAUUCGAAACCUGACGAACGGCCUGCGAGUCUACCACAUCCCCUUUCUCGUCGUGUUCCGAUCUGCUAGUUUUCCAACCGUCUUUUCAGCCUUUCCCAUCAUUCGCAAUAUCCUCAUCCGAGAACAGAUCGAAAUCGUCCACGGCCAUGCCAGUUUGAGCACCUUUUGCCAUGAAGCCAUUCUGCAUGCGAGGACCAUGGGUCUCCGGACCGUCUUUACCGACCACUCGCUUUUUGGAUUCGCCGAUGCUAGCAGCAUCUUGACAAACAAGAUUCUCAAGUUUUCCCUGAGUGAUGUGGACCACGUUAUUUGUGUUAGCCAUACCUGCAAGGAGAAUACCGUCCUCCGAGCAUCUCUAGAUCCCCUCAUGGUUUCAGUCAUACCUAACGCCGUCGUGUCUGAGAACUUCCGUCCACUCGAUUAUCCCCCCACCGACGCCAAUAAUGCAUUUGGCCAAAAUCCACCUCCCGCACAUCACCUGGGACCGAACGAUGUAGUCACAAUCGUCGUGAUAUCUCGUCUCUUCUAUAACAAGGGAACGGAUCUCCUAACGGCUGCGAUCCCUCGCAUCCUCGAGAACCACCCGAACACGAGGUUCAUCAUUGCAGGCUCAGGACCCAAGGCCAUUGACCUCGAACAAAUGAUUGAACAAAACGUCUUACAAGAUCGGGUAGAAAUGCUGGGACCUAUUCGGCAUGAAGAAGUACGCGACGUCAUGGUUCGCGGCCAUAUUUACCUCCAUCCUAGUUUGACGGAAGCCUUUGGUACUGUCAUUGUAGAAGCAGCCAGUUGCGGGCUGUACGUGGUAUGCACUCAGGUUGGUGGUAUUCCUGAGGUCCUGCCGUCGCACAUGACUGUCUUCGCCAAGCCAGAAGAAGACGACCUGGUCGCUGCAACUGGAAGGGCUAUUGCUGCGUUGCGAGCAAACAAGAUUCGGACUGAACGUUUCCAUGAGCAAGUCCAGAAGAUGUACUCAUGGACAAAUGUUGCUGAACGCACCGAGCGCGUGUACCAGGGAAUCACGGGCGAGCUCAGCGAAGCCGAAUUCUACGGUUAUGACGCUGCCAAUUCUUCGACGUUCGGCAACAGUCGAGUGCGGUCUUUCGCCCUCAUCGACCGACUCAAGCGAUACUACGGCUGUGGUAUCUGGGCUGGCAAGCUCUUUUGCCUCUGUGUCAUUGUUGACUACUUGCUAUACCUGUUCUUGGAACUUUGGUUCCCGCGAGAGGAAAUCGACAUUUGCCCCGAAUGGCCGCGAAAGGUUCCUCAAGACGCGGAAGACUCUAAGGAAGACUGA